Molecule: messenger RNA, 2646 nt
Organism: Pseudo-nitzschia multistriata
Lineage: Eukaryota; Bacillariophyta; Bacillariophyceae; Bacillariales; Bacillariaceae
Source: the annotation of a GenBank genome assembly
CUUUGAAGAGAUCAUAACAACUCGGUGACAUAGUAGCAACAAGACAUCGGGCUGUUUGAACUCGUUUUUACUUUCUGUCGAAGACGAUAAGAGCACAACAAAGCUUUUGAACCUAAAAAUGAGAUUUCUCCUCGCCACUACGCUUCUAUUUGCGUUGUUGGAACAAAGCAAUGCCCUGAAUUCUGCCGUCCCCAAGGCGUCUCAAACACGCGCACCGGUCGUACUUUCUGCUGUAUCCACAGAGCUUGAAGUCAGCCCCAAGGCUACGGCUGGUAACAAUGAUGACAUUGAUGCUGGCGGAGUUGAGUUUCCACCCCCUUUGUCUCCGAUGGAUAGAACGAAACGCGCCGCAACAUUUUAUUCGACAAUUGUUCCCAUUAUCGCAAACUAUUUCGGACUGAUCGGAAACUUGAAAAUACAGGAAGUGUUGGGAACAGAAAGAUUUAGCGAGCAAGAUAUCGAGGUGGGUGUAUUGUGCAUGUCACCAAUUAUACGAUUUGGAACUUGAAUCGUUGGCAUAUGUUCUUCCAUGGUCGGAAUUUCAACGCAAUGGGUGCGCCAUAAAGAGAAUGAUCCUAAAUCUUGAGUCUAUUGAACCUGUUCAGUGUGAAUUUCAUUUUGGAGAAUGUGUUGCAUUGGGUGCUUCCCGUCCUUUUCUCAUCUUCAAACUUGCAACUAACAUGGCUACUUUCUGAUGCUGAAACUUUGUUGCUCAAAAAUUAGGACCUUUGGAAUAACCAACACGAAGAUGGUGCAAAAAAAGUCAGCGGUAAGUCGUCCUCACAGGAAAUUUACAUUUGCUAUCUGCUUGUAAGAAAUUAUGAAUAAGCUUUCGUACUAAUGGUGGUGAAUACAACUCUUCCUAGAGGUUAUCACGGAGUUGAAAGGCUUUUACGUGAAGACAGCCCAAAUCAUCUCUACCCGACAGGAUUUAUUCCCAAAAGAAUACACCGACGCCUUGAAUGGAUUUACGGACAGUCUGGACCCGAUGGAUGCAUCAUUAGCGAAGGCAGUUGUUAUCAAAGAACUUUUGCAUAAGGAUGAAAAAUUCAGCGAUGUCUUUUCAGAAUUUGAUGACGAACCACUAGGUUCUGCUUCUGUUGCGCAAGUCCAUCGUGCUGUCCUAUCCGAAAAGUAUGGUGGUCGGGAAGUUGCUAUUAAGAUCCAACGACCCUCUAUUGAAUCAAAAUUGCUGGGAGAUGUAGCCAAUCUGAAGGCCGUUUCAAAGGCCUUGCGAGCAUAUCUGCCGCUCGAUUAUUACACGGUUUUCAGUGAAUUGGAAAGUCAAUUGGCAGACGAAUUCGAUUUUGUAGCUGAGGCUGUCUCUAUGGAUCGAAUCUACCAAUCAUUGACAAGAUCGGCAGACGGUUCAGAACUGACUGAGCCACCAAUUGUAUUACCACGUCCCGUACAAGGUCUAGUGUCCAAACGGGUUCUUGUUAUGGAUUAUUUGAAAGGAGUUCCUCUUUCGCGGGCUCGAGAGGAGAUGGCAAAACGAGGAAUCGAUCCCGAGAGUCCAGAGUCAAAACUGUUUGGAAGAAAACUUUUGAAGGCUCUCACAUAUUCCUUUGGCAGGUAUGUCAUUUUUGAAUUUGGCCAACCACAACCCGAAAAUUAUCGCACAAACUAACAAUUUCGAAUGCCGCUUUUCUUUUUUCUCCUGGAUAAAUGAAAUUAAAGGAAUAUUUUGGAGACUGGAUUUUUCCAUGCUGGUAAGUCCAUGAUUUGACAAGACUUUUAUGGCUACUGUAUCUCGACAGUUCUAUCCACUCAUCUUGUAUAAUCGUAUUUCCUCCGUCGUGCAGAUCCACACCCUGGAAAUAUUUUUGUUUUAGAAAAUGGAGAUAUCGGGUUGAUUGACUUCGGCCAAGUCAAACAAAUUUCAGGCCGAAGCCGCGAAACGCUUGCGAAAGUUAUGAUUGCAUUGGAUGAGCGGAUCGGGGACGACCGACCAGAGGAUUUGGAGAAGAUUGGAAAUCUGGCUUUGGAAUUGGGAGUUGCGUUGAACGAUGAUGCUCAAGACGAAGCUGCCGCAGCAGUUGCAAUGUGGCUUUUUGAUGGGGCAACAGAGGUCCUCCCCGGAGGAUACGACAAGGGCGAACUUUCUCCCAACUCGCCAGUGAAAGAGCUCGAAUCCUUCCCUCAGUAAGUCUUUGCAUCAAGAUCAUUGUACACAUCAUAGAAAUUGAAGAAUUCGCGGUACUCACUUUUUUAAACAUCACCAUGUUAGKGACUUGGUCCUGGUUGGUCGGUCUUCUAUUCUCAUCAAGGGUAUCUCMGACCGUUUGAAUGUUCCGUGGAGUCUUGCAAAAGAAUGGGCUCCGAUCGCAAGAGAUGUACUUUACGGUAGUGCUAGCAAAAGUCAAGCAGCGUCCACUCCAACUGACGACCGAGUAAGAUUUAAAUCGGUCCUAAGUACGCUAAAAAAAUGGUCAAAAGGCAGGACCAAGAAAUUUGCAACAAAACUUCCAUCCCCAAUACGGACUCGGUUGGCAGCUUAUCUUGUGAGGAGAGAAGAACGCUUGUCGAGAAAGAAACUAACGGGACGCUAAGGAGAAAAACAAUUUGAUUGACAGAAAUCGAGACAAAAGAAGAUUUCUUUCUAGAAGGACAAAAAAUAGUCCGAAGUAAAAUUUGUCCACAUCA